UUGAAAUUUAUACGAUCAAACAUGCAUCAUGUCCGUUCCUUCCUAAACGCCGUGUCUGACGCUCGUCCUCUGUCUCCUGUCUAGGUGCGAAACGCGACGGCGGUGUUCAUCAUGAACCUGGCGCUGUCGGACCUGCUGUCGGGGCUGCUGACGCUGCCGCUGGCCGCGUCCACGUUCUGGCGGCGGGCCUGGGCGCACGGCCACCUGCUCUGCCGCCUGUUCCCGCUGCUGCGCUACGGCCUGCUCGCCGUCUCGCUCUUCAGCGUCCUGGCCAUCACCAUCAACCGCUACGUCAUGAUCGGCCACCCGACGCUGUACCCCAGGUGAGUGAGGUGGAGGGCGUACAGUCGGCUAAUGAGCCCCUC
Molecule: messenger RNA, 365 nt
Organism: Frankliniella occidentalis (western flower thrips)
Lineage: Eukaryota; Metazoa; Arthropoda; Insecta; Thysanoptera; Thripidae
Product: protein trapped in endoderm-1-like
Exons: 1
Coding region: 112-327 (71 amino acids)
Biological process (GO): G protein-coupled receptor signaling pathway
Cellular component (GO): membrane
Molecular function (GO): G protein-coupled receptor activity
Source: RefSeq, a predicted model, not a curated record